AUGAUGUGGCAGUGUUAUUCCAAACGACCGAUCGGUGACACUGGGCGUUCCGGAACCUUUUCAUUGCAGCGGGUCUCGUGGCAGUGCGCAAAAUGCUCGACGUCUAGAAGACGCCUUGCGGCAGAUGCUUCAGGCAACAGUGCCGAUAGGUCUCAUGUGGAUGUUCAGGCGGGAACUCAUAGCCAACAUGAAGCUAGAAAAUCAGACACCCUCCGCUCGCUUUGCAAUGAAACUCCUUCGACGCCAGAAGAAACAGGAGAAGCUACUCGAGAAGCUCCUGAAGAUGAGCCGCCAGGAAACUCAACAGCGUUUUCGACAAAAGGGCAAGGACGAAUUUCCCGAGUCCAGCAACGAGGCCCGAGCCUAGUCCUUUCAACAGACGAGAAUGAUGGCAAUAUCGCGGAUGGCCCUAACGGCAGUGGCAGCCAGUCUUCCGCAUGUCCUGAUUUGAGGAUGGGUAGUGCCAUUUCUGAUGGAUCUAAGGAUCCUGAUGAUUGUGAUAAGCAGAUGGCUAAUCAAGACUCCCACACGGUGGCUGACGGCCUGAGUAAUGCUGAGGACUUAUACCACCGGGCCCACGUCGGGAGCACUGCUCGGAAAUUCAUUGUAGACGCUAGACUGCCUGGCGAGAAGAUGGAUACCGGGGGCUCUGGUAAGGAGGCGGCUGCCGAGGGCGCUGAGGAAGAAGCGGGUAUCGAAGGCGCUGCACAGGAGCCGAAUGCCGAGAUUUUGAUGGAAAUGGAUACCGAGGGCCCCGAUGAGGCGGUUGCCGAGGCCGCCGAGGAAGAAGCGGUUGCCGAAGAUGUUGAGGAGGAGGAUGCUGAGGGCACUAAGGAGGUGGUGGCCCCUAGGGCUCCUGAGGGCGCUCAGAUGGUAGUUGACGCUCAGGACCUGGAGGAACUAGAUGCCGAAGGCUCUGACGAGGAGGUGGAUGCCAAGGGCUCUGUUGUCGCAAGCUCGAAGCCUAUUCACCUAAAACUUAUGGGUCUGUUAAGAACGCCUCCUAAUAGCUAA
Molecule: messenger RNA, 1014 nt
Organism: Trematosphaeria pertusa
Lineage: Eukaryota; Fungi; Ascomycota; Dothideomycetes; Pleosporales; Trematosphaeriaceae
Exons: 3
Coding region: 1-1014 (337 amino acids)
Source: RefSeq, a predicted model, not a curated record